Molecule: messenger RNA, 1368 nt
Organism: Xylaria bambusicola
Lineage: Eukaryota; Fungi; Ascomycota; Sordariomycetes; Xylariales; Xylariaceae
Product: Septin-domain-containing protein
Exons: 2
Coding region: 98-1225 (375 amino acids)
Biological process (GO): cytoskeleton-dependent cytokinesis
Cellular component (GO): septin complex; cell division site; microtubule cytoskeleton
Molecular function (GO): GTPase activity; molecular adaptor activity; GTP binding
Source: RefSeq, a predicted model, not a curated record
CCUUCCUAACCAGUGGCACCGCAAGAGUGUUCGAAAAGGCUUCAACUUCAAUGUUAUGGUUGUUGGUAAGUAGAAGCUUUGCUAGAGCUUUAGACACAUGAUCCUUAACCGAUUGUUUUCAGGUGAAUCUGGCCUGGGUAAAUCUACGCUGGUCAACACGCUUUUCAACACUUCACUAUACCCUCCUAAGGACCGCAAGGGGCCUAGCCUUGACAUAAUACCCAAGACAGUCUCUAUUCAAUCUAUCAGCGCCGACAUUGAGGAGGCUGGUGUCCGUCUGCGCCUGACUGUGGUUGACACACCUGGUUUUGGUGAUUUCGUCAACAAUGACGAGUCCUGGAGGCCCAUUGUCGACAACAUUGAGCAGCGUUAUGAUGCCUAUCUGGAUGCUGAAAAUAAGGUAAACCGCAUGAACAUUGUGGAUAACCGAAUCCACGCCUGUGUAUUCUUCAUCCAGCCCACUGGCCAUUCGUUGAAGCCCCUGGAUAUCGAAGUUAUGCGCCGUCUGCAUACCAAAGUCAACUUGAUUCCCGUCAUUGCCAAGUCAGAUACCCUUACUGAUGAGGAGAUUACUAGCUUCAAGUCUAGAAUCCUCGCCGAUAUCAAACACCACGGCAUCCAAAUUUUCGAAGGUCCUCGCUACGAGUUAGACGAUGAAGAGACUAUUGCUGAGAACAAUGAGAUUAUGUCCAAGGUACCUUUUGCUGUCGUCGGUAGCAACGACGAGGUUACCAACGCCGAUGGGCGCCAAGUUCGCGGUCGACGCUACCCAUGGGGUAUUAUUGAAGUAGAUAACGAAGAACACUGUGAUUUCGUUAAGCUCCGCCAAAUGCUCAUUCGAACACACAUGGAGGAACUCAAGGAGCAUACUAACAACAACUUGUACGAAAACUACAGAACAGACAAACUUACUGCUAUGGGCGUUACCCAGGACCACAGCGUGUUCAAGGAGGUCAACCCCGCCGUCAAGCAAGAGGAAGAGCGCGCUCUACACGAACAGAAGCUCGCUAAGAUGGAGGCCGAGAUGAAGCUGGUUUUCCAGCAGAAGGUUUCAGAGAAGGAAAGCAAGCUGAAACAGAGCGAAGAAGAGCUAUAUGCCCGUCAUCGCGAGAUGAAAGAACAACUGGAACGACAACGGUUAGAACUCGAAGAGAAGAAGGCCAGAGUCGAAAGCGGCAAGCCGAUAGAGAAGGAAGGCAAGCGCAAGGGUUUCUCCCUACGCUAGGCUCUUCACGACAUCUGUUUUCAGUAUACGUGCCACGCCCGAGUCUUCAUGAUGCCUGUUCUAUACCAGCCUGCCAUAUUUCUUUUUUCACUUCUCUCCGUCUAUUCAUCUUCUUCGCUUUUAAUUCCCACUUAAUCAACCUC